Molecule: messenger RNA, 2807 nt
Organism: Xiphias gladius (swordfish)
Lineage: Eukaryota; Metazoa; Chordata; Actinopteri; Istiophoriformes; Xiphiidae
Product: probable C-mannosyltransferase DPY19L4
Exons: 19
Coding region: 444-2663 (739 amino acids)
Cellular component (GO): nuclear inner membrane
Molecular function (GO): mannosyltransferase activity
Source: RefSeq, a predicted model, not a curated record
UCUUCGCUGCUUUCUGCGCCCAUCGGCAACUUCCGCCAUGUCCCGCUUUCGCAGCCCAGCAGCAGUGCUAAGUUCCUUCCCACGGCACAGUCAACAUCCCACUCAACGCUGCAACUGCGCUAACCGUAGUCCGCAACUUCGUGCAAGAAAAGUGCAACUGGAGAGGUGAGGCUUGAAGCCCGGCCGGUCACCUGCCACCUGCCAGGUGUACCGCAAAGCCAAGUGUCGACUGGGAUCUGGGGUUAGCGAAACCGCUCGGUAGCUAGCAUGGUGCCGCCUCAACGCAUCAGACUACUCCUCUGAGGUUGAUUUUAUUUCGUCAUGACUGCGUUAAGAUGUCGGAAAACAGAGGCUUUGGGGGGAGAUACAGAAGAAGAGGUUCGCCAAAUUGAACCGGGACUGCAGACUGAACCCAGACUGUCUGUUGUAACACCUGAGCAGAUAUGAAUGAGCCGGUGAGCGCGGAGGAUGAGGCGAGUGUGUCCGGCGGCGGAGCAGCGGAUAACUUGCAGCAGAGAGAUGAAGGUGAAGUUGCAGCAGAUGAGGGUCACCGUAAACAGGAGGAAGCAAACAGCCAAGGAACAUCUGCCAAAAGAUCCGACGGUUCUUCUACUUCGGGUUUUCUGCAGAGCCUGGUGAGGGUGUUUUUCGGAUGUCUGACAGCAGUAGCCUGCGGCAUGCUUUACGCUGUGUAUCUCUCUGCGUAUCAUGACAGGAAGUAUUGGUUUUCAACUAGACAGGAGCUGGAACGGGAAAUCACCUUCCAAGCAGGCAGUGGGCUCUAUUAUUACUACUAUAAGCACAUGCUGGCGGCACCAUCCUUUGAAAGAGGGUUUUACGAGCUGAUGAUAGAUAACAGGACCGUUUCAGGUCAAACCAUCAAUGCAGUGGAGCUUCUGUGGCUGUAUCCAGAGCUCAUUACAAGCUUCGUGUACAGAGUCACAGGGAGCCAGGAUUUUGUGGAGCCGAUCUACUUCUAUGUCGGAGCGGUUUUCGGCCUCCAGGCGGUCUACAUCACCGCCCUCUUUGUGUGUAGCUGGGUGAUGAGCGGCACCUGGGUGGCUGGCAUGUUGGCUGUGGCCUGGUAUGUGAUCAACAGACCAGACACAACCAAAGUGGACCUUGCUAUUCCUCUGCGGGACAACUGGGCCCUGCCUUACUUCUCUUGUCAGGUGGCAGCUUUGACUGGAUUCCUCAGUAACAAUAUCAGCUCUGCUACCGAGAUGUUUUGUUAUCUUACCAUGAGUGCCACCACUUUCACCUUCCUCCUGGUCUGGGAACAUGCCCACUACGUGCUCUUCAUCCAAGGCCUCUGUCUUUUCCUGCUUGACUCCUUUGACCUGGUGCCAUCGCGUAAGAUGGCUGACAUCCAGAAAGUGUACCUCAGCUCCUUGUUCCUGGCCUACCUGUUCCAGUUUCAGAACCCGACCCUGCUCAGCUCGCCGCUGCUCAGCCUCCUGAUCGGCUCAGUGCUCGUGAAGAACUUCCAGCAAAAGAUGAAGAAGGGUCCUCUUGUGGCCAGAGUGAUGAAGCUCUUCCUACAUUUCCACCUGGUCUUUAGCACAGGGAUCACCUUCAGUUAUUUGGUCAAGAAACUUAUACCUGCAAGUGAGGGCGACUUCAUAUUGAAGUUGCUUGAGGUAAAAAUUGGGCUCAACACAACAACUGACUUUGUCACCAACUUCCUCAUGUGCCAAGAGAGUUUCCAGAGACCUGGGCAGGACUUGUUUCUGCGACUAACACAGGCCUCAGUCCUCCCCUUUUACUUCCUGGUGCUCACUGUCUGCCUGCUGUCGACCGCGCAGACCAUUUACAGAAGACUCCGUGGUCAGCCGAUGAAAACCAACAUCCGCCUUGAAGAUGGACGAAUAGGAGAGCAGCCGGAGGUCAUCUAUCAUGUUUUUCACACUUUGCUUUUUGGAGGCCUGUCUCUGCUGUUUGAAGGGAUGAAGUAUUUAUGGACGCCAUACGUCUGCAUGUUUACAGCAUUCGGUGUGUGUUCUCCAGACCUCUGGAUGACUGUGUUUAAGUGGCUAAAACUGAAGUCCAUUCACCCUGUAGUGCUGUCUCUGAUCCUGAGCACAGCAGUUCCUACCAUCAUUGCUUUCAGUUUAUGGCGAGAGUACUGCCCUCGUGUCUUAGCGGAGUUGUCUGAUCUGCAGGAGUUCUACGACCCAGAUACAGUGGAGCUGAUCAGGUGGAUCAGGUCACAGGCUCCGGUGGCAGCCGUGUUUGCAGGAAGCCCUCAGCUGUUAGGGACAGUGAAGUUGUGUUCCGCUUCGGCUGUGAGCAGUUUGCCGCUUUACUCGGACAUCGGUUUGCUGAGGAGGAGUGAGGAUACUUAUCAGGUUUAUGCAUUGAGAUCUGCAGAGGCCAUCUAUAAGAUUCUGACGUCUCAAAAGACAAACUACGUGAUCAUUGAGGAGUCGAUUUGCAACGAGCUUAGUCUUAAUAAGGGCUGUAGGAUCAAAGACCUACUCGACAUCUCCAAUGGACAUGUUGUUUACGACAAAGGACAGAUAUACUCCUUCUCCAAGCAUGGCAGGUUCUGCCACGAGAUAAAGAUGAACUACUCGCCCUACACAAACUACUUCACUAGAGUCUUCUGGAAUCCCUCGUACCACGUCUACAAAGUGAACUCUGUCAUCUCUUUUCAGUACUGACAGCAGCUCCUCCCUCCCUGCUGAGACUUUACUGAGCCUGGCUCUGCCCUUCUCCAGUGUUUCGCGUCAUAUCCACAAUGUAACACGGAGGACUGCUCUGCGCGCGUGUGUGUGUGUGUGUGUGUGUGUGUGUGUGUGUGUGUG